Molecule: messenger RNA, 2421 nt
Organism: Suillus fuscotomentosus
Lineage: Eukaryota; Fungi; Basidiomycota; Agaricomycetes; Boletales; Suillaceae
Exons: 7
Coding region: 1-2421 (806 amino acids)
Source: RefSeq, a predicted model, not a curated record
AUGAGAUUGAACUCAUUGAUACAUUCAGUAAGUCUGAAACGUUCCUUGAUAUCUUGUACUUAUUUUUUCUUUGCAGCACGAAGGCGCUCGCAUCUACGACCAUUACCGUCUCAUCAAUACCCGAAUGAAACCCUCAUCUACUAUGGGUACAUCGGGUGUGCCCCGAUGUAUCCUUCUGUUGCCAUCUCGCUUCGUACACUCGCUGCCUACCGUCAGUCGCACCGAACGUGUCCCCGGUUCAGUAUCCAAUCACAAUGCAAGACUUUAUGUUACCUUCACGAUAUUCCAUAUCGGCCAUACUUAAAAAUGCAAUUCUCGGCAGCCUAUGACGUUUUUCUAGAAAUCCUCCAUCGCAUCAACCAGCGUCUGCGUCAGGCGCUCAAACGGGAUACCGUCAACUGGCGUAUGUUAAACACAUGCCCUGCAUGCUUUUACAAGCUCGACGAUGAACCUGCCCUCGAUUUUGAAUGGCUGGUAUCAAUUGACGGUAACAAUAGCCUGAAGCGAUGGGACUCGUCCAUCUAUGGUACCACCGCCCGAUCUGAUUCUCGCACAGCUCGUUCGGAUUAUUGGAUUCAUGCUGACGCUGUUGACAAGUUUGAGAAUGAAGUCAAAUCCCGACAAGUAAGUACAGACUUGAGGAAUGAUGACGACUGGGAGGAUGAGCCUACAGACCCGGAUCAUCCGGGAGCAUUCACAUGCGUCAAUCGAUGGAGAAACGCUGGCCCAGACUCACGUAAGAAGAUGUUUGCCGUAUUCCAAGAGUCAGGUAUUUUUAUCGCUUCAUGCCGCCAUCGCUUUGUGCUUCUCGCGUGUGAUAUGAUCCGAAGCGGAGAACUUGCGAAAUAUCCGAUAGCGAUCAUCGACAAACUCCUUACGGUAUAUGGAAAAAAUGGAGGUUGCGCGUACGAUAUCGGUUGCGCAUUCUCGAAGACGUUAGCUAAUAGUACGUUGGGCCCUCGUGCACACGAUCUCGGCUUUCGGAUGAUGGUUGGCGCCUUCCAUGGCCAUGCGCACAAUCGAAGGUGUCAGCUUGACUGGCACCCAAUGUAUAUCUCUGGAACUGGCCAUACUGAGGGCGAGGGUUGUGAGCAUAUCUUCUCUGCAUCUAACGAGCUUGCGCGUAGCACAAGGCAUGCUAACCGUUUUCAUCGCCACCAAGCCAUCGAGGAACAUUUCGCUUUUUGGGAUGCCGAUAAGUAUGCUGCACUUAGUAAUUAUUUGUGGACUCAUUAUCGCGAAGCGUUGAAAUCUGUUCGGUUGCUGACAGCCGAGCUAGAAACUAUCAAGGCCGAGCUACGCCUUAGCGACAACGACUUCCCUGGAUUCUUUGAUCAGGAACGCAUAUAUCUGGAUGGUCUGAAGCAGCCAGCUCCACGAGAUCGACUCUCUAUACGUUACGUUGAAAUACAGUCAGGAGCAUUUCUUUGUUCCUCUCAGUAUUGUUGUUUCUACAACGCCCUGAAGCAAGCUCGCAUCCGAGUUAAUUCUUCAUACGCCAAAUUACAGCAUGCCGAGGGGCUUGUUGCUCAUUGCGAAACACUCUUAUCUGUCGAUGAGAGAUGGUUGAUUGGCGGUGACGAAUACAAACGUUUCAAGGAGGAAGCGACACUCGGCAAGUAUCGUACUGCAUUGGAUGAACUCGAACGUUUGGUCGUCAUGAGAUUGUUUGAACUCUCAAAGCUCUCGUUAUCGGGCACAGGAUACAAACUACGUCAACAGAUUAGUAAAGCUUUACAGCGGCGCUCGGACACUAUUCGCAACGCGAUCAAUCGCUACAAUAUCCAGGCUGCUUCCCUCAUCCCACCGAGACAAACGAUCGCAUGGAAAGACAUUGCCGAAUACAGUUUCCUUGGCGAGUUUGACCUUCUGCGUGACUCUCGUACUGACAUCCAAGACAAGGAUUGGGCAAGGCCAGCUCACCGUGAGGCGACUACAAAGUACUUCAAGCUCUGCCGAGCUCGCGAAGAAAUUAUUCGACUCAAUAUUGAAAUUCGCCGGCUCCGAACUGCUAUCCACGAUGAAACCAUUGACACGUCUGCCGUUAUCGACGAACUUCUUGUAGCUAACCCUUUGCUUGCUGCCGAGUUGAAACGCCAGUGGCGCUCACGGGCGGCUAUCAACGCUGUGCACACAUAUCGGUUAGAUCAGAUUGAGAGACUAUUUGGAUUCUCUGGUAUUAGUGGCAUUGGAACUCGCCUUGCGAAUCCUGCGUUCAGCAGACCAGUCAAUACCAACGGUGCUAGUUCCGGUGAGUGUGGAUCUUUAACUACCUAUAUCGCAUUAAUUCUCGCCACAGCACAAGCAGAGAAUCCUGAUUCUUCUGCGUUGGAAUUCCAUGAUAUUGAAGCCCUUGACCGUGAAGAGCACGAAGUGGUCACCGAAGACAUGGCUGAUUUUUUGUACUCAAUAAACGACUGA